This is a messenger RNA of Coffea arabica (coffee), 756 nucleotides long. RefSeq names its product nuclear transport factor 2B-like. NCBI's taxonomy places the organism in Eukaryota, Viridiplantae, Streptophyta, Magnoliopsida, Gentianales, Rubiaceae. Gene Ontology annotation, biological process: nucleocytoplasmic transport. The record is from RefSeq and is a predicted model, not a curated record.
AGCGUAGCCAUGCAGCAGACUGGGAGAUGCCUUGAACGGCAUAUUCUAUUUAAUUGCCCUUGUGAACCUAUCAAAAUCAUCAUUUUUCUAUUGUGUCAUAGCUCAUAUAAUCUUCACAACUGCUGCAGUUAUUCUUCCUACAAUUCUCAAAGUCCCGAGGGAAGAAAAGGAAAGAUGGAAGAACAAGUUGAAAUGGUGGGGAAAGCAUUUGUGGAUCAUUACUACCACCUGUUUGAUAAUGACAGACCUUCUCUUGCUCUUCUGUACCAACCAACUUCCAUGCUUACAUUUGAAGGCCAAAAGAUUCAGGGGACAGAUAAUAUAAUUGCAAAGUUGGUGCAAUUGCCAUUCCAGCAAUGCCAUCACGUAAUUAGCACCAUCGAUUCUCAACCAUCAUCCUUUGCUGGAGGCAUUUUAGUCUUCGUCAGUGGUACCCUCCAACUGCAAGGAGAGGACCAUCCUCUAAGGUUUAGUCAGAUGUUUCAUUUGAUACCCACGGUGGAAGGAAGCUUUUUCGUGUUGAACGACAUAUUUCGCCUCAACUAUGCUUGAAUACAGUCCUUUUCCUGGCAAUUGAUUCUUCCGAUAAAGAAAACAUGUGAAAAUGAGAAAAGGUUGCCCUGUGAAGUUCGAUCGUGAUUGUUGUUUUGUUCCAGAAAUCUGAUAUGCUAAAUAUAUUGUUGUGUCUCACAUUGUUUUACGCGAGGCAGAUUUAAAUGGAGUAAAUAUCAGAUUCGUAAGGAUUUUUUGGACUAA